This is a messenger RNA of Colletotrichum navitas, 768 nucleotides long. RefSeq lists its product as uncharacterized. The transcript has a single exon. The coding region runs from base 86 to 661 and encodes 191 amino acids. The record is from RefSeq and is a predicted model, not a curated record. NCBI's taxonomy places the organism in Eukaryota, Fungi, Ascomycota, Sordariomycetes, Glomerellales, Glomerellaceae.
AAAGAGACAAGCACCUCGUGAGUAGUACACUAGCCACGGAGCAAUCGAACAAGUGCUGAUUGGGCUCCUUCCAGUUCAUUAUAAGAUGCCCAUCUGGUUCGACCAGCCACCAAAGAAGAAAAAGACCCCACGCGACGACGAGAUCGCUCCUUAUCCCAGCACUGCUCGCCGGGCUCUGAAGGGCCUGCAAGAAGAAGACUUCGAAAAGAAAGAUAUCUUCAAACCCUCCCCAUCACGCAAUCAACUUGAAAGCCUUAUGAGCAAUCUUGAAUAUCAGAAUCGGCACGAGUACAAGACAAAUGAGGACACAGGAGGAUGCUCUGGACAGAAAGUUGAAACAAACGCAUCGACUCGAAAAUUUUCAAGUGUAUCGAACCCAACAAUGAAGCAGUUUGGAAGACUGAGCUCAGAGUUUAGGCGUCGAAACGAUGACAAGGAGGUAAAGAGAAGAAAGCUCAUGUCUGUGGAGGCCAUAUCAAAAGGUCCAAUGGGUGACGCAGAUGCAACCCGACGUAAAGGCCAGCCAGCGGACAAUAUCAAAGGAAAGCCGGAACAUCUAUCGUCCAACUCCCACAGUGAGGAACGGGUAGAAAUGGAGCGAAUACCAAAGAGAAGGCUACGAUUCAAAGUGGACGAGAGACCAGCCAAGAAACGACGGUGAUUUGGAAGGUGUUAUGAAGUUCUGUUAUGGGAAACCUGUGGCGGUGUUUCUGUUUGAAGCGGUUGUACGUGGUUUCGAGUGUAAUUCCAACCGAAGGCCUUCCGCAU